CAGGCGGAUCAAUAGGCGAGCGUCCUGCCUCUCCCGAACUGCCGAUCCCCGACCCCCGUCCCCAGCCCGCCACUCUGAGGCCACUCGUUAGACCGACGCGGACGCCUCGGUUCAUCCACCACGAUUAAACUGCGAACUCACGAAAUGGAGAACAAACAUUGGUGGUGGUUGGGUGCGGGGCUGAUUCUGCUGUCUGUCGCCGUCGUGUCCGCUGACGGCGAGGUUUGGGAAGAAGGCGACCACGAAGUCCUUGUCCGGAGUGAGAGGGGAGCUAAAAAUAGAGAAACAUGCCGUUACGUGAGAGGUGCCUGGUCAGAAUGUGAUUCCAAGUCCAACGUCCGCUCCAGGAUGUUGACCUUAAAGAAGGGCAACCCAGAGAGCUGCGAGACCACAAAAACCAUACAAAAGAAAUGCAAAAAAGCCUGCCGCUAUGAGAAGUCAUCAUGGAGCGAGUGCAGUCCCAAUGGCGAAAUGUCAAGGACUGAUAUGUUGAAAGCGAAUAGUGACCCCACAUGUGAUCAGAGCAGGCGCAUCACAAAGAAAUGUAACAAGAACAAACAAGUAAAGUCUGCUAAAGAUAAGGGUCGCCGAAAUCGUCAGUAAGCAUCUAAUGUAAUUCAGUUUAGAUUUAUACUGAUUAUAAAGAUGUUUGUUCGUUGAUUCUAAUUUAUGUAAUAGUGCCAAAAUAGUGUCAACAAUUUGAUAUAAAUUGUUAUUUUCGAGUUAAUUCGUAAGCCAAUUUUUAGCUACAAUAUAAAAGUACAAUUUAUCUCAUAACAUUGAAUUGUCGAAUAUUGGAGUUAAGUAGUACAUAUUCAUUUUAUUAUCACUGGUAAAUCAGAUCUUUGAUAUUUAAUUAAAUAAAUAAGUACUUAAGUAA
This is a messenger RNA of Galleria mellonella (greater wax moth), 880 nucleotides long. RefSeq lists its product as uncharacterized. Gene Ontology annotation, molecular function: growth factor activity; heparin binding. The record is from RefSeq and is a predicted model, not a curated record. The transcript has 5 exons. Lineage: Eukaryota; Metazoa; Arthropoda; Insecta; Lepidoptera; Pyralidae. Gene Ontology annotation, biological process: mesoderm morphogenesis. Bases 145 to 603 code for a protein of 152 amino acids. Gene Ontology annotation, cellular component: extracellular region.